UAGUGUGAGAUGUGGGGAGCCGGCAUGGCCAUGGCAUACUCAGCCCCAGUGCGCCUUAUGUGGCAUGCCAGCUCAGCCUGGAUCAGUGACCCUGAGUUGGGGCGAUGAAAGUAUUAAGAAAAGACAGAGAAGAGGAUGAAAGCUGGGUCUCGGUGUGACGCUGCCCUCUGGGGUGGAGAGAGACAGUGCCAACACCCACAACCCCUGUCUUUAUUUUAUACCAGAUGCCACGAGGCAAAGUAAGGGCAUGAUCAAGAUGUUUACAACAUUCUCGUGGGUUCAAAUCCUGUUCAACUACAUGUACCUGAAUUCUAUCUCUCAGGCACGUGGGGCCAAGUGUUUCGACUAUAGGUUCAAGCUUAUAGCUAUAGCUAUUGGCUAUAAUUGUGCUAGGAAGGCUCUGCCCUCCAAGUUGGGACUUGCACGUGGCAAUGAGAGGACUGUGCCCUCUCAUCGGUCCUAGGCAUGAACCUGUCCAAAACACUGUAGCGCGCCCCAAAAGAUAUCUCUCAGCCAAAUUUGUAAAUCUGCUCUGCACAAAAGAGUCCAAAUGUGAAAAACUUUUUAGAUGUGUGGGACAUGUCAUUUUUCUGUUAGGAUUUAACAGUUGUGUAAGAAAAUAUGUGAAGUCUUAGUAUGAAUUACAUCUCAUACAUUUCUUCACCUCCAUCAUGUGAUAUCCCCCAACUGUUUUUGUUCUGUUUGUUAGUAUUUCUGUUGGAACCUUAUGUGUCUAUAUCGCACGUUCCAACAUAGGGAGAAGUGUUUUCUUGUGUAUGUCACUGCAUAUUUUUGUUGCUGAAGGUAUUUCACCUGAAUCACCUAUAGAUGGCAUCAGUCACUAUCCUCCUGUGCCCGGAGAAGCUAACUCUGUUGUGUCAUUUGUUCAAGAAAAUUAGGAAUACCUUAUCCUUUAGUUCUUCUUUGUUUCCCUGUCAUUAGUUGCCACAUAGGAAUGAUUACCGUUGGCGCCAGUAAACAGAAUGUUGGAGAAAAACUGCGAUUGUCAGAGACACACUUUCCCUACAUGCCUGUGAUGAAUUUAUUCAGUUCCUAAGUCAUCAGUGGGAGAACUGCUGGUCUGAGGUCUCUUUCAUUGCAAAAUAAUGAAGGCUUUUUCCUAGGACUUCUUUAAUGCUGAGUGUUCCUUUGACUCUAUUGGUUAAUUUAGAAGAGAAGGAAAUAUUAUUUUGCCUCUACAAUGUCAUUUCCCUCGUUUUCACACACUUAACUCCUUAGAAAAAGGGUACACUGUUAGGGUUUGGUAGGUGAUGCAGGCUGUGGAAAAAUUUACACCAAAAAGAAGCCAUACUGGGAGGAAGUUGGUUUUCCUUUCCAAGAGAAGAAAGGGCCAAGUAUUGGUUGUCAAUACAGGGUAAGGGAGAAAGGCUGGGUUCUGCUUUUCAUCAGUGGCUCUAGCUAAGAGAGAACAAAUGCAGGGGCCUGGGGCUUUGCUGAAGUUGAGUAGAUAUGGGGGGCUGUUUUUAAAAGUCACAGUUUGUUUGCUUUCCAGAAGACAGUCUGGCAGGUGUAUAGUGAGGUGUCUUAUCAGUGUUUUUCCCAAGCAUAUAAAAUAUGACUAGAGAAAAAGGUAUGGAGUGUUCAAAAGAGGCUUGUUUAAAGAGGUAGAAGAAAGGAAACUAUGGGGCGGGGUACAGUGUUUUUGACAGGUUCAAGCCUUGGACUGAUGAGAGGGCACAGUCCUCUCGUGACCACGUGCAAGUCCCAGCUGGAGGGCAGGGCCUUCUCAGCACAAUUAUAGCCAGCAGCUAUAGUUGUAAGCUUGAACCUAUUAUCCGAAAAGGGACCCACGUGAAGGUGUGAUAGAGUUCAGGUGCUUGUAGUUGAGUAGGGUUGAAACCACCGAGAAUGUUGUAAACAACUUGAUCACGCCCCUACUUCGCCUCAUGGCAUCUGCUAUAAAAUAAAGACACGGCUUGUGGGCGCUGUCUCCUCAUCAGGCAGGCCGUGUCCCACAAAGACCCAGCUUUCAUUCUCUUGCCUGUCUUUUCUUAAUCCUUUCAUCACCCCCCACUCUGGAUCACUCUUAGCUGUGCUGGCGUGGCACAAGUGGCAUCCGAACAGGCCUGAGUUCAGUGGGAAUUUAAAAAGUGGUCAGUUGAAAGGAGUCCAAGGCGGGGGCAGAGAGUAAGAUUAAAAAGCAAAAGUAAGGUAAGAAGUCCAAAAAACAAAAAUAUGGUAGGGAGCUGUUUAUGGUAAAUUACCUCGGUGUAAAACAUAGGACCCGAUCCCAGGCAAGGGUACACACACACACAAAAAACACAUGGUACACCUCUUUCUGGACCUGGUGGAGCAGAAGGCGCCAUCAUGGGAGUCGACAUCUGCCAAAACAAAGACCAAAAGGUUCAGCACAAGGAGACCAAGAGCCAGGACAUCUACCUAAGGCUGUUGGUAAAGCUAUACAGGUUUCUGGCCAGAAGAACCAACUCCACCUUCAACCAAGUGGUGCUGAAGAGGUUGUUCAUGAGCCGCACCAAUCGGCCGCCUCUGUCCCUUUCCCGGAUGAUCCGCAAGAUGAAGCUUCCUGCCCUGGAGGGCAAAACCGCCGUGGUUUUAGGGACUAUAACCGAUGACGUGAGGAUCCAGGAGGUGCCCAAACUGAAGGUGUGUGCCCUUCCUGUGAGCAGCCGCGCCCGGAGCCGCAUCCUCAAGGCUGGGGGCAAGAUUCUCACCUUCAACCAGCUGGCCCUGGACUCCCCCAAGGGCAGUGGCACCGUCUUGCUUUCUGGUCCUCGCAAGGGCCGCGAGGUGUACAGGCAUUUUGGCAAGGCCCCAGGAACCCCCCACAGCCACACCAAACCCUGCGUGCGAUCCAAGGGCCAGAAGUUUAAGCGUGCAGGAGGCCGCCGGGCCAGCACCGGCUACAAAAACUAAUCCUAAAUCCUAUCAUGUUAUUAAAGAGGUUUUGGAUGCUGGGGAAAAAAAAAACAAACAAACAAAAACAACACAUUGAAGCACUUUUAAAGUAGGCAUUUUUAAAAUUUCUAAGGUAGAAAUAAGCGGGGAGAAAUCAAGAUGGCGGCAUAGGUAAACACCGGAGUUUGCUGCCUCGAACAACCACUUCAAAAAUACAACUAAAAGGUGGAACAGACAUCAUCCAGAACCACAGGAAGGCUGGCUGAGUGGAAAUUCUACAACUAGAAGGAAAGAGAAAAGCAUACUGAGACUCAAAGGAGGUGCGGUGUGGAAGUAAAAUACUAAGGUGCGGAGGUGCAUGUGGAGCAGGCUGGCGGCUGAGGGUGUGGUUGUUGUUUUCAAUCGGGAGGGAGUCUCAGGCUCUGAGCUCCAAUUCAGGGCGAGUCUCUAGGGACCCAGACUCAUACAGGAGAACCGGGACUGUCUGGCAUCGGUCAGAACUCGAGGGCAGCUUUCUUUCGGAGGGCCUGGCAGGGAUUUCCAGGAUAAUGAGAAGGGGAGACACCAUAACUGCUAGCCCUGCCCUGUUGAUCCCCUGGGACCCGCCCUGCCCAAACCCUGCAGUGAGGCGUUUGCUGGAUAGCCUCAGGCAAAGGCUAGAUUAGCACCUCCCUAAAGAUCCAGGAGCCAGGAAACCCAGAGGUCAGAGUGGGACCAUCCAGUUUGCAGCUCCGUGGAACCCUAAAAGACAUGCUCAGGGGGCAGACUCAGUGAGCACCAAAUCCCCAUUGAAGCAAGUCUUGCCCCAGAGGGGUGUCUCCAACACAGAAGUUCUCCCACUGCUGAUUCUCACAGCCAAUUGGCCUGGAGGUCAAUUCCUCUCAGUGAUACCUACAACAAUCAAGACUGCACAAAGACCACAAGGGGGUGCACCAAGAGUGUCCUCCUCAGGUAAUUGGGGAGACUGAACCACUGGGCCCUAGAGGACACUCAGCACAGAAAACCACUUUAUCAAUACAGGGAAGCAUAAAAAAUGCGGAGAGAAAAAGGGCACAAAUGAGAGAAAUGGAGGAAAGCAAACUACUGGAUCUAGAGUUCAAAACCACACUUUUAAGGUUUUUCAAGAAUUUUCUAGAAACUGCCGAUAAACUUAAUGAGAUCUACAAGAAAUCUAAUGAGACCCUCGAUGUUGUGAUAAAGGACCAACUAGAAAUUGAGCAUACACUGACUGAAAUAAAGAAUAUUGCCCUCGCCGAUUUGGCUCACUGAAUAGAGCAUCGGCCUGGGGACUGAAGAGUCCCGGGUUCGAUUCCGGUCGGGGGCACGUACCUUGGUUGCAGGCACAUCUCCAGUGGGGAGUGUGCAGGAGGCAGCUGAUCGAUGCUUCUCUCUCAUCGAUGUUUCUAACUCUCUAGCCCUCUCCCUUCCUUUCUGUAAAAAAAUCAAUAAAAUAAAAAUAAAAAGAA
Messenger RNA from Myotis daubentonii (Daubenton's bat), 4343 nucleotides. Its product is annotated as large ribosomal subunit protein eL18-like. The coding region runs from base 2329 to 2895 and encodes 188 amino acids. The record is from RefSeq and is a predicted model, not a curated record. The transcript has a single exon. NCBI's taxonomy places the organism in Eukaryota, Metazoa, Chordata, Mammalia, Chiroptera, Vespertilionidae.